Molecule: messenger RNA, 2274 nt
Organism: Xiphias gladius (swordfish)
Lineage: Eukaryota; Metazoa; Chordata; Actinopteri; Istiophoriformes; Xiphiidae
Product: indian hedgehog B protein-like
Exons: 3
Coding region: 1-1260 (419 amino acids)
Biological process (GO): cell fate specification; smoothened signaling pathway; regulation of gene expression
Molecular function (GO): calcium ion binding; patched binding
Source: RefSeq, a predicted model, not a curated record
AUGCUGUUCCCCACGCUGGUGACGUGCCUCGCCGGUUGCGCCUUUCUCCUCUCGACGGUCAGCGAGGGCUGCGGACCCGGUCGAGGCUAUGGCAAGAGGCGGCCGCCGAGGAAGCUCGUGCCGCUCGCCUACAAGCAGUUCAGCCCCAACGUGGCGGAGAAGACGUUAGGGGCCAGCGGGAGAUACGAAGGGAAAAUAACCCGGAACUCCGAGCGCUUCAAGGAGCUCACGCCGAACUACAACCCCGACAUCAUCUUCAAGGAUGAGGAGAACACAGGUGCAGACCGCAUGAUGACACAGCGCUGCAAAGACAAGCUGAACUCCCUGGCCAUCUCGGUGAUGAACCUCUGGCCCGGGGUCCGGCUGCGGGUCACCGAGGGCUGGGACGAGGACGGCCACCACUCCGAGGAGUCGCUGCACUACGAGGGCCGGGCGGUGGACAUCACCACCUCGGACCGGGACAGGAACAAGUACGCCAUGCUGGCGAGACUGGCGGUGGAGGCCGGAUUCGACUGGGUCUACUACGAGUCCAAGGCCCACAUCCACUGCAGCGUCAAGUCAGACCACUCGGUAGCGGCCAAGUCCGGAGGCUGUUUCCCCGGCGAGGCGUUGGUGGCGUUGGAGAGCGGCGUCCAGAGGUCCAUCAGCGACCUGCGGCCCGGUGAACGAGUCCUGGCCUCGACGGGCAGCGACGGCAGCGGGGAGCUGGUUUACAGCGAAGUCCUGACCUUCCUGGACCGUGACCCCGUGACCCGGAAACUCUUCUACACCCUGCAGACGGAAUCCGGGACACAACUCUCCCUCACCGCCGCCCACCUCAUAUUUGCAUCCGAGGGGAACUGCUCGGAGGGGGCCGUGCCGGCCGGCGGCGCCCUCAGGACCGUGUACGCCAGCAGCGCCCGGCCGGGACAGUGUGUGCUGGUGUCUGGGGGUAAGCCGGGACAGACGCACAGAGAGGGGCGCCUGUCUCGGAUCACCCGGGUCGGCCUGAGGAAGCGGAGGGGGGCGUUUGCACCGCUGACCCGGCACGGGACGGUGGUGGUGGACGGGGUGGUGGCGUCCUGCUACGCCGUGGUGGACCAGCACUCCCUGGCCCACUGGGCCUUCUCCCCACUGAGGCUAAUGCACAGCUGGACCGGCACCACUGGACGCCACGCUGACGGCAUCCACUGGUACUCUCAGCUUUUACACUGGCUGGGGAGGGUGCUGCUGGACUCAGGACGCCUCCACCCGCUGGGCGUGGCUCAGGACGACAGGUGAGGGAGGAGAAAAGGUAAAACCGAAACACAGAGGAACCUGAACCCUUCCCCUUGUGACGGACGUGGACCUCAGAUACAAGCCUGUAGAGCUGAUCGGGACCAUGAUGAACCACCUAACAGGAUGGGAGACGUUCCGGCUCCUGCUGAGGCCUGAUGGGAGAUUUUUUUUUCAAAUGGAUGAAAAGGGGGGGGGGGGACAAACUGUGAACUGACACGGAUGAAUUCUCCCAAAAUAACACUCAGAGCACUCAGAGUCAGAACGACCUCAAGACAGACUCUGUGUCCUCAAAACACUAUGAAACAAUAAUCCCACCAUCAAUCCUCAAUUUACCCCAGAAAACACACCAAGCACCUUAAUCUAGAUCUACGUGGUCAUUUGUCCAUUAAUUUGAAAAGCGAAACAAAACACAAAAAACACCUUAAUUUCAAAAUCCUGUCAUUCGCAAGUUAUUUACACUCGGAGGGGACGCGUGAUUUUCUCCCUCAUUUACUCACGUAUCAUCAAUCCAAAGUGUUGAUUGGGAUUUUGGUUUAAGUUGGCGGCCAGAGAUGUUUUCAGGGUCAAAUAAAUUACAACUUAAGUGACUCAGGAUGAAUUGAUGGGUAAAUUAAUUCGUUUUUUGAGUUGACUUUGUGGGUUAAGGGGAUUUGUAAUUAAGGGACAGCUUUUGUGUUAUUUGGUCAUCUUUAAGGGGUUCCCACCCCCCGAAGAAGCCCCUAAACUGUGCAGAUAAUCCAUCUAUAAUACCAAAACAUAUUGCAGUUGAUUUUACCCGUAAAACCCCAAUACAUAUACCUUACUUUCAUGAUUGCAAAUGGUUGAGUUAAUGGUUUGAAAACGUAUAAAUGGCUUCAAGUGGUUUUUCUCAGUCAAUGGAGGAGGAUUUAAGGGGUAAAAAUGCCUUAAACAUGCCUGAAUUUUCACCUUUUAAAGAAAUUAAGGCACCUUUAAGGUAUACUGUAAAUUAAAGAGAGGCUUUAAUGUUGUCUUGAUCAACUUUACGGGGUUUUUACC